Cotesia glomerata is the source of this 1526-nucleotide messenger RNA. RefSeq lists its product as uncharacterized. The record is from RefSeq and is a predicted model, not a curated record. Bases 72 to 782 code for a protein of 236 amino acids. The transcript is spliced from 5 exons. Lineage: Eukaryota; Metazoa; Arthropoda; Insecta; Hymenoptera; Braconidae.
UAUACAGAAAUAAUAAGAAACGAACUGUUAUUGUAAAACGGCUGGAAAAUCGCCGUCAUAAUUCUUACAAAAUGACUAAAAGCUCCGGUAAAUGCGGCUGCACUAAAUGCGCACGCAGAAAGCGCAAGAAGGAGGUUAAGUCAGUUAUUACCGAAGAAAUGGCGUACCAGCAUCAGGAUAAAAUGGCGCCCACUGUGGAAGAAAAUAAAAUAAAUUUAGAAACUGGACAGGUUAAUAACCUAAAUGAAGAAGAGUACAGCCACCUUGGGGAUUACAGAAAAUUGCAACAAACGGACUUAACCGAGCGAGCCUGGUGGACUGACAUGACUCAUCGGGUGUACAUGCCUCCGCUGAUGCUGCAGAAGCCGUCUUCCAAGCCAACUAGGUCCGAGUGUUCAUCAGCAACUUCCGGCUUCAGAUCUGCCCGACCAGAAACACCCGAUCCGCCUUCAAGUUCAUCUUCCUUAAUCUCUGACGCUUCAGAGUACAAGUCAUGCUUAAGCUCAAUAAUCUCGGAAGAAAUUCCCGAAAAUUUAAAAACAAAACCCGAGUUACCGGUGGUAAGAAGUAAGUCUCAGCCGUUGGGCCACCAGCCAAGCCCAAAAGAAUUGAGAGAACUGCAAAUGAUAGCCAGCAAACGGAAGAAGACUCAGAUUAAGAAGCGACCUGUUUGUAGAACCACCAGCCAUGCUACAGACAGCUUCAGUAACUGCGUUAAGUGUUCAAGGAUUGUGUCUAGGCCUUUUAAAAAAAUGCAACACCAAUUUCCGGGAAAUUACUGACUCCUAAUGUAAGAAGAUAUGAAAAAUAUGAAUAAAUAAAAUUUUUAGUGAUAGAUAUGUAACCUCAUUUGUUCUUUAAUUUUCUCCACCGACUUCCUAGUGUACUUUAUUUAAAUCUUCUGAAAUAUGCAUGACUCUAUAUCCGUCUUGACAGUAGCACACGUGCUUUUAGCAGUAUUAUGAAAUAGAGUAGUGUUACAAGAAGAAGAAGAAGAAGAAGUCAAGUGGAGGAGUUGUCUGAUUAUGGUUGACAUUAUCUCGCUUCAGAGGGACUGGUAUGGAUAUCCGAUAUAGAAGACGGAGAAUAGCCGCGAGAAUAAAUAGGAAGAAGACAACUUAAUGGUGGAGCAACUCAGUUUGGAUCUCUUCGUGCACCCUUGACUUAUAUAUCCAGCGUUGUUUAAAAUAAAAUAAAAUAAAUAAGAAUAACUUUGGAUAAUCGGGAGAGUCCGGUUCUUCUCGUUGUUAUACUCACAACCUCCCCGGCAUACCGUUUUAGUUUUAAGACGGUAACGUCGUGUAAGUACGCUAUUUUGAGUCACCUCGCACUAAAUAUGGUCAGAUGGGUGAGUGCGGGUUGUAGAAAACCAGGCGGAGCAUCCCCUGGUUGUCUUGAUAUACAUAGUGGGGGCACAACAGCCCAAAGUUACUUAGACAAGUUCAGCUCUAUCAGUUGGACAGUUGGUUCUGUGUAACCAUCUCGCACCAUCCAAGUUUUUGAAUACCAACUGUAAACAUGGUAAG